Durusdinium trenchii is the source of this 642-nucleotide messenger RNA. NCBI's taxonomy places the organism in Eukaryota, Dinophyceae, Suessiales, Symbiodiniaceae. The record is from the annotation of a GenBank genome assembly.
AUGUCAGGAAGCAAUUCCAAUUGCUGGACUGACGACCGCUAUUCCAAUAGCAACUACCUGGUGGAAAAAGGCCUGCUAGGUGCGGCUUAUCAGCUUUUUGUUUGCCACGGAUUGGAGGAUUUCGCCAAGACCACGGUUCGUUUGGACAACCUCGAAGAGGAGCUGAUUGUGCUCAUCCGCCCCGGGACAGAGCAGUUGACUGUGUGGCCACAAGUCUCUUCGACUGUGGAGGCUGCUGUGCUUGAUGGGGGCGACCAAUGGAGUCUAAACUGUCAUCGCUUUCAACUUGAUGGCCAGCCUUUCGUUCCAAAGCUGCACUGGAACCAUGGCCCGGGCACGCAUUCAGGAAACUACGGUACCUACAAGCGCUUCUUUGCCGUGCUGCGCACGGAUGGACGCGAGGGAGUUGUUUGGCAAGACUUUACCAAUGAUGUGGUGAAGGUCACCUGGCUCGCUGCGGAUCUUUUAUCCUCCGAGACACAUCAGCUCACUGCCCUGAACUCACAAGUCUUGGUAGGAGCAGCGGGUGAUGGAGCGAAUGAAAUGGUGCUAAUUCUGGGAGCCAGCGAGAAGUGUGGCUCUCAGGGCCGACGGGGACGGGCCCGCGAGCAAGAGUGGGACAGUGGAGGCACUGUGGGUUAG